Messenger RNA from Trichophyton rubrum CBS 118892, 546 nucleotides. RefSeq lists its product as uncharacterized. Gene Ontology annotation, molecular function: RNA binding. Gene Ontology annotation, biological process: formation of translation preinitiation complex. Lineage: Eukaryota; Fungi; Ascomycota; Eurotiomycetes; Onygenales; Arthrodermataceae. The transcript has 3 exons. The record is from RefSeq and is a predicted model, not a curated record. The coding region runs from base 1 to 546 and encodes 181 amino acids.
AUGUUUAAAAAAGAUAUAACUGCGGGAGCACGGUCAAAAGUCAAGUCUUCAGUGCAAAGGUCUUUACGGGCGAAAUUCCUCGAGACUCAUCCAGGUUUCGAGCCAUAUAUCGAUGAAGUUCUACCAAAGAAGGCUUCUUUAGAAGCCAUGAAGCUACCGGACCGAGUAACCCUAUAUAUCGCAGACUCCAAACCCAUUUUCUUCCAGUCCAUGGACAGUCCUCUAAUUCCCCAUCUACGAGUUCUCCAUGCUUUCCCCAACGCCAUGCCUACGGUUGGAAUUGACAGAGGGGCAAUCAGAUUCGUCCUAUCAGGAGCUACAUUGAUGGCCCCUGGUCUCACAUCUGCCGGCGGUAGUCUGCCUGACGCGGAGCAUGCACUAGAAGCCGGCACAAUAGUAGCAAUCAGGGCGGAAGGAAAGGAAGAAAUAUGCAUGGUUGGUGAGCUGAAGGUGGGAACCGAGGAUAUUAAGAAGAAGGGGAAAGGCGUUGUCAUGGAUGAAGGUCAUUAUUUGGGCGACGGGCUUUGGAAGCUAAACUUUGAUUAA